This is a messenger RNA of Acanthochromis polyacanthus (spiny chromis), 5084 nucleotides long. RefSeq names its product transmembrane protein 108 (gene tmem108). The record is from RefSeq and is a predicted model, not a curated record. Bases 685 to 2262 code for a protein of 525 amino acids. The transcript has 5 exons. Gene Ontology annotation, biological process: retrograde axonal transport; dendrite extension; postsynaptic density organization. Gene Ontology annotation, cellular component: early endosome; postsynaptic density; endosome membrane. NCBI's taxonomy places the organism in Eukaryota, Metazoa, Chordata, Actinopteri, Pomacentridae.
AACAGGUGUGGGGUAAUGUCCCACUCUGCUGACUGGCAGGUGGCCAACACUUGAAUUUCAUUGACCUUUUAUUUCGUCACUGCGUCUUUGCCUCCUCUCCUGGAAGGUAACUUUAAGCUGUUUUUUGUCUUUCCUCUUUCCAGUCGGGACAGUGAAUUUCACCGCGAUCGUGGAGGAAACUCCGCAACAGUCCUCAUUAACAUUCCCUGUCCGUACACUCAGCACGAAAACCUCCUCUUUUUUUUUAGUGGGUGGCACCGGCGUGCUGCGCGCCUCUUAAUUGCGCACCGUGCGUUAAAGGAGCGGAUCGCGCAUCACGCUGCCUGGAGGCGGACAGUCGCUCCCGGUGUUCGCUCACGGCAGCGGGGAGAGGUGAAGGUUGGGCGCCAGAGGGUCUGGAGGUCCAGGGAAAGGGUGUCGCCCCCUGCGCAUCGAGUCCAAGCGCCCCGGACACCACCGUGGAAGCCACGGCGACGCGAUCCGCUCCCGCAGUCCGCCGCCGGAGCUCGUGAUUCUGACAUUUCUGCGGGCAACAUGUGCGCCAGGACGGUGUGAAGAAGUGUGACACGGCGGCUUUUUGGGGAGCAUUUCUCUCGGAUACUGCCAAGUACCCGACGAUACGGCGCACCUUGUGUAAUAGAGAACCAUGAGCACUGUGGAGGAGGAGCCGGACCACAUGAUACCAUGAAGACAAGCCUGCAGGUCCUGCGCUGCCAGCUGCUGAGUGUUCUAGCAUUCCUAGCACUGCCAGUAGGCCUGGUGUCAUCAGCACAGGAGCUGUACCUCAGCCAGACGUCCCAGGACUCUGUCUCCAUGGCAGCCACCCACAACAUCCCCCCGUCUCCCUCCAAACCUCCCCGACUGGAAUGGCCUCAGGAAGGCUCCAGUAGCGGAGAGUGGUCAUCCAAAAGCACGCAACCCGCAAACAUCAUCCUUCCCACUGCUCCCCUCCCUCCUUUAGCUUUGCUUCACACCCAAACUUCCAGCCGCGAGGAUCCUCCCAUCUACAACACGAAUACUGUCACCCCAAACACUGUGAGCACUGACAGCCGUGUGAAUCUGCCCAACUCUGAUACUGUAAACCAAGGCCUCAUGCACAAACCAGUCAGGGUACCUCAAGUCCAUAACCCAGUUACUGUCAGCACUAACCAGGCCAGCAGCAGCAGCCCUAAAUUUUCCAGCACAGCGAUCCCAAAUAUAGAUGUGGAAUCUGUUGCGAGAGGAGCUCCAAACCCCCUUGCGUCCAGCUCUGGAUCAGACAGAGGGGAUACACUCGAUGCACACCACUUGGGGCCUCAGAGGCUGAGCGUAGAGGAUCCCAUUGACCCCAGGCAGCCCCCAGCUCGGCAGCCUUCCUCCCUCUCCUAUUCUUCAGUGGACGCUGAUGCUGCACGAGGCCUGAAACUCAGGGAGCACGCUGCAGGAUCACCAGAGCGGGUCGCCCACCACACCAUCACCCAGCGGGAGGUGCACGGAGUGAACGAACCCCCCACCAGUGAGCUAGCGUUAGAGCCAAAAGGAAUAUCUGCGAGUCCGAUUGAGGAUCCACCAGAGAAUCUAACCUCCACUGCGUCCGCCCCGACAAAAUCCACAGAGCCGAGCCUCAAGUUACAGAACCCAGCAGGCGUCUUAAUCAACCACACUGCGGCCAACGAGACCAGCACUGAGGAAGGUCGUGAUGUUCGAGACAAUGGCACAGGCAGCCCCCCCGUGGGACACUGGAUGGGGAAUGUAACGGCGUUUGGAGGGCUGCUCUCUAACAGCAGCUCGGUCGAGGAUUCGCCCGCUCAGGGGAACAGCUCCGAGCCCCCCUCCACCGCCAGCGGGAACUUCUUGAACAGGCAGGUACCGGCCACCACCCACGACCCCUGGACGCCCGGCAACAACUCGGGCCCCACUGUCGAGUCCCCGCCGUCACGCAUGACCAUCUGCCUGAGCAGGAUGGACAUCGUGUGGAUCGUGUUGGCCAUCAGCGUACCUGUGUCCUCCUGCUCCGUGCUGUUGACUGUGUGCUGCAUGAGGAGGAAGAAGAAGUCGUCAAGUCAGGAGAACAACCUCAGUUACUGGAACAACGCCAUCACCAUGGACUACUUCAGCCGGCACGCUGUGGAGCUGCCCAGAGAGAUACACACUCUGGAGAGUGAGGAGCAUGACACCUGCCUACCCCCUAAUGGAGACUACAGCGGCAGCAGCGUGGUCCUGGUUAACCCCUUCUGCCAGGAGACCCUCUUCAUCAACAGAGACAAAGCUUCUGCCAUAUAGAGACAGAAAGGAAAAAAGAAAAGAAAAUCGCUGCUGGAUCGUCCUCCUUUACUCCCCCUGCUGUUGUUGUCUAUUUUAUAUAUGUGGUAAAUAUUCAGAGACUUUUGACUUUAUACUGUAUAUUACAAACACAAAGAGCAACCUGAGAGAAGAGCGAUGUAAACAGACACUAUUUACUAUGAGGAUGCACCUGCAUAUUUUUCUGAUGUACAUUUUCUACAAAAAGGCUUAAUUGUGAUAAAAGGUUUUUAUUGUCUUUAUAAAAAUACAGAGUAUAUGUGGGUUUUGUUCCAUUACAGUGGCUUGACGGUGAGUGCACUGCGGAUGUGGCCACAUGAGAAUCUGCUUUAGAGAGAGCAAAAUGUGCUAUGAAGACAUUUAAGCUGUUCUUUGUAAUGUUAUUUUUCUUUUAAGAUCAAUCCCAAAAUACUUAUAGCCUGUUGAACUUGAAUAUAGCACCUACAUAGUCAGGGGGAAAACAGAAAUGUGUGGAAAAAAUGCUGUAUGUGAAAUCAGGGCCUGUAUUUAUCAAACUUCUUAGACACUAUAUAUUUAAGAAUCCUCCAAAAAGCAAUUAACUUAAAGUAAGCAGACAUUUAAAAACCCAAGUUUUAAAAGUAUUGUUGUUUAUUCUUUGACAAAAAAAUCAUAUAUUUUACUCAGUGUGAUGCUAUUAUGUAAAAAAAAAAAAAACAUGUUAAUUUUCUGCCUGGCAAUCUUUUUACUCUUAAGCUGCGACACGAACAAUAUAUUCUGAAUAUAUAAUAAAUAUUUUUAUGAUAAUUCAAAUUUUUUUCCCCUUGUAAAAUCGCCCUCCACACCUGAAAGAUGCUUUGUAGGAUAAAAAACGAACAAAAAAUAUACUAAUGCAAAAUUUUUACGUAAAAAUCAUAAAAACACAAACUCAAACAAUAAAACGUUUGUAUGAAAAAUAAAUAUUACAUUAUAAAUAGUGGUUAAAAAAUAGAAAAUUCGAGGGAAUCUAAACAAAAAGUCAAACAAAAUGGAAAAGUAAAGAAAACCUGCUGCUGGUAGAGACGAGCUACAUCGUAGAAAUUAAUUAAGGCAAAACUCUUUGACAAAUGCAUUAAAAAUGUAUAGAAAAGGAUUUCAAAUACUUUGUUGUUGUUUUUACCCAUGACAAAUACAGAAAGACGAAAGAAAGCAUUGUUAUGUAAAGAUGCGUUUGAUUUCUGUCUGUCCUUUUGUGCAGUUAAGCUGUAAAAUUAACAUUAUAUAUCCAAUGUAUUCAGAAUAUGUAAUACAUAUUAUCAUAAUAAUUCAAAUGCUUGCCUCAUAAAGUCACUUUCUGUUGUUCACAAAAACAUACUAAUGCAAAAUGUAAAGUAUAAAUCAUAAAAAACAUAGUCAAACAUUAAAAACGUAUAAAAAUGCAUUUUAAACUAUAAAUAGGGAUUCAAUAAUAGGAAAUUGGAAGAAAUCUAUACAAAAGAUGCCCAGAAUAGAAAAAGAAAGAAAGCCUGCUGCUAUUAGAUGAGCUACAUCCUAGAAAUUAUUUAAUGAGGUCUGUUGACAAGUGCAUUAAAAAUGUAUAGAAAACGAUUCCAAAUACUUUGUUGUUGUUUUUAUCCGUGACAAAUGCAGAAAGAAAAAGGAAAACAUCCUGUCAAAUGUUAAUUAAAUGCUUAUACAUAUGCAUAUGCGUUUUGCUUCAGCUGCUGUAGUCAUAUAGAAUGUACAAAUGUAUGAGAUCUCUCUGAAUUUCCAGUUUAUUUUAGGUCAAAUCAUGUUUUAUAAAUAGAAAAAGUCAAUUCAAUAAGUUUUUUGUCUUUCAGCAGUUUGAUAAGUACGGGCUCAGGUUUUAUUGAACAGAUUAUUUGAACGAUUCUCAGAUGCUGGUCAAAUAAAAGCGACUUAAAAUGGCUUUUCCCCCUCAUGUGUCACCAGCUUCACUGAAGAGGGACCACAUAGAUGUCUUAAGUCCUUAUGUUGGCCCUUUAUAUAUCAGUGUGUGUGUGUGAAGAAUGCCCUGUCGGUGCAUGUAAAUGUGCACUGAAGCGUGCGUGUGAACAGACCUGUCGCCCCCUUAACCAAAUGUCACGGUUAUUUUAAGUCAAACCAGACUUUGUAUCACUUUCGGCUCGUUUUUAUCUGUUUGUCUGUGCGUGUCCGUACCUGUGUGUGCCUCUGUAUGUGUGUUCGUCACUUGUCUAUAUCGUGAAGUGGCUACUGGUUUUGUCCCGGUGUGAGGAAAAAAAAAUUUCUCACCGCUGUAGGAAACAAUUAGACCAACCUUGCUACUGUUGUGUCUCCCUCCAUAAACAAAAGGUGUUUGUCCAUGUGUGUGUUGAACUGCUGAAUGAUUGUGAGUUAGUUGUCGAACCAUUAAUAAAUGUUAGAGACCUUAAACCAAGAAAAACAGCGAGACAAAUAAUGUACGGUGAAUAUUUACUGUGAGCACAUACAGAGCCGGUUUAAUCAGAAGAUUUGAAUGUUCUGUUGCGUUUUUGAACCUGUGGUCCUUCUGUCAUCUGUUUUACUUUGCAUUGCUGCAGUUUUCUUCAGUAAUCGAUGCUGCCUGCCUCUGUCAUCGCUAAAGAUUUUCUGCAUUGCAAGAUGUUCCGAAAUCACUGAGUGAAAAAAAGGUGACGCCGAACAACACAGUUAAACAUAUUGAUAUUUCCUGCAUUGGAUGCUCACAGCUGGGCUUGUUGUUUUGCACGCUCAAAAAAAAAAAAGUGGAUAUUUUACAAAACGUUCAGUGGCACGGUGGAGCAGUGUUCAACAUUAUGUAUUUUUUUGUACUGUAGUAUACACUGUACUUUUUACUGCUGAGCAAUAAAACAAAGAAAAGACAUGGA